Hydra vulgaris (swiftwater hydra) is the source of this 2104-nucleotide messenger RNA. RefSeq names its product neuropeptide Y receptor type 6. Gene Ontology annotation, biological process: G protein-coupled receptor signaling pathway. Gene Ontology annotation, molecular function: G protein-coupled receptor activity. NCBI's taxonomy places the organism in Eukaryota, Metazoa, Cnidaria, Hydrozoa, Anthoathecata, Hydridae. Gene Ontology annotation, cellular component: membrane. The record is from RefSeq and is a predicted model, not a curated record.
ACCUCAGUUAUAAAGUGAAAAAGUCGCAGUUAAAAUAUAAAUUAUAAAUUUCAGAAGACUGUUGAAAUAACUUGACAGAUCAACUUUUUGACAGAUCAACUUUUUUUAUAGAUAAAAAUAUUUACUAACUAAAUGUAUUCCUGCAUAUUAAAAAAAACGUUACAGCGGAGAUUACGCAGGAGAGAGUUAACAUUUCUUUUGUAAUUAUUGUUAUGUGGUUUAUUAUCUCAAUGUAUCCAUCCGCAAUUAAAAAUCAUUGGAAUUGAUGACAAAAAGAAGAUUGCUUUAGCAAUUCAUUCACGGAUUUCAAGAACCGAUGAUUUAUCCACGGAUUGGCUACUGCUUUAGUCUUAUAUCUUAUAUUCCCGUAUGGAAAAGUUUCAUUGUAGAGCACUAGUAAUUUGUUUAAAAAGGUAUUUUAAAAGAUCACGUUUUACAGUUAACACGACAUGUUAUUGAGUAAUCAAAGUUUUGAUCAAAAGGAUUUGUUUAAUAACUCUUUAAACAAUGCUAAUUUUACCGGGAACGAAAUUGUAUACACUAAAGAAACUUUAUUAUUAUUUCAUACAAUGUAUGUUCUAGUGAUGUGCUUUGGGAUAUUUGGCAACAUACUAACUUGUUCUGUUAUUUUGUUAAACAAAUCUAUGAGAAAGUCAAUUCAUUUUUAUACUUUCAACUUAGCAGUAUGCGACUUAAUGAUACUGUUUGUUUAUGUUCCAACACAAAUGAUUUAUAUUCAAAACCAAUUACACUGGACACUGGGUUUUGCUAUGUGCAAAUUAACUUACUUGGUACUUCCAGUGUCUUUGUUUAGCACAAUUGGUACUCUCUUGGCAAUAACUAUUGACAGAACACGAGGUUUAAUUCAACCGUUUAAAUGGCGCGCUGACUCGACACGUUAUUCUAAAUUUACUAUUUGUGGUGUUUGGCUUAUAUCUUUGCUUGUAAACACUCCUUUAUUUAUAACGUCAACAAUCCGAACAAACGCAGAUAAACUUAUUUGUGCAGAAAAAUGGCCGAAUUUAUCGUCUGAAUUAAUUUACUGGAAUAUCAUGUUUGUUUUAUCUUUUGUUAUACCUUUGUUAAUUAUAAUUGUGGCACAUAUUGUAAUGAUUUACGUCAUGAUGAAGGAAACCAACUCUGCUCACAGAGAACAAAAUAAACGCGUAAUAAGAAUGCUGGUAGCAUUAGUAAUGAUUUUUUCAAUUUGCACAGGUUACCAACACAUUUACUUUUAUUUGUCAAAUUUCUACAACAAAUUUUCUUUAAAUACAUGGAACUUAAUGUUUGCUUCGUCAAACUUUGUAGUGUCAUUACAAGCUGCGCUAAAUCCUGUAAUCUACGGUACCUUACGUCAUGACUUUAACAAAGCUUUUCUUUACAUAAUUUUAAAAGUGUUAGUUUUUUUCAAACUCCAUAAGGAACUACCGCGAGAUUUUUUUUCUACUAAUUCAACAAAUUCAGGAACAAACCUAAAAGAUACGUUUCGGCGAUCUACGUUUAUCAGAUUAGUUAAACGACAGGUUAAACGUCAAGAAUCUAUGUGUGAUUUUCAACUAACUGAAGAAUACUUGGACUCAUCAUGCAAUAAAAAAACAAGCAAACUUGUAAACAACAAUCCAACUGAUAAUAUUUCAGAACAUUUCAGAAUGAAUGCAACAUAUUUUCAAAACAACCAAAACUACACGCCUCUUUCAAAAAUGAAUAGUGUGAGUACUUUGUGCGUAGAUAUCGAUAACACAAAUAAUUACCCAUUGAACGGGUUUGAUUCAACUUCUAUAAAAAUUGACAACAAUAAACCAAUAGAUUGCUAUCGAUCCAAGAAUCAAGAAUUAUUGCUGACACCAGAAAUAGUUUUACUACGUUCAUCUAAAGUGAAACAUAGCAAUGAGCUUAACACUUACACUUUAGAAGAAAUGCUUCCAAAUUUAAUCAGCCGGUAUCUUGAAGAGAGCAAAGAAUCAAUAGUUUAAUAAUGCAUGUAUACUGGGUUAAAUUAUAUAUUAUAUAUUCAUAAAGCAUAGGAGCAACAUAAGCAAGUUUAAGCUCUAAUACAAAUGUAAAUAAAAAUAGAUUAAAUUAUAUAAUAAAAAUUAUAAGCAUG